UCAGUUUUAGUAUCAGCCGAAUCGCCGGCUGUAGUGGACGUGUGGGGGAUUUUACGCGCGCCGUGAAACCGCUAAAACUACACGUCAGUGUUUAACUUUGUCUGAAUUUUGUGAAAAAUAAUUAUUAAAAUAUCUGUGAGUGAGUUUUGAUCGUGAUUACGUUACAAAAAUAUGGAUAUGAAUCGUGUUUGAAGAAUUCAAAAUUCAGGAACGAAAUGGAGCUCAAAACACCGAAGGCGAAGAAAAAAUCCAACUUAGCUAAACUCAUAUCUUGGGGCAGAAUGUUUCGGACCCCUUUGCUCAUUCUGUUCUUGCUCGGCACGACCAACUGUCACGACGACAGCGACAUUGACGUGUCCGAGCCGAGCCAUCUUAGGCACAAGCACAACCACAUACAGCCUAACGUGAACGAGACAAUAAAGAAUAAACUAAGUGAUAUAAAAUAUUUGAGGCGGCAUUUAAAUAAAGAAAUUGUUAAUUUCGUGAUGACUGAUUACUUAGUGGACGGUGAAAUCGAGAAUCGGGUUCAUUAUAACGGCAUUACCGCAAAAGAGACUUAUGUUGGAAGCGACGGUCGCGGCCUAAAACUGCGUCAGCUGACCGACGGCCGCCAUUUUGUUCAAGUGAUUUACUCGCAAAAUGGCGUCGUGCAAGACUGCGAAUACGUGACACGACCGAAAUCGGCAAGGGACUUCUUGAAAACGCUCAGGAGAGAAUUGAAAACGGCAUUGGACGAGGAAAGAUUCAGAAUACAGCAUGAGGACACAGAUUAUUCGGACGACGAGAAGUUUUUACGUCAUUAUAGGAAUGUUAGUUUUAGUUUGUUGAUGAAAAACGAAGCCUUGCCUCGAGAGGUUGCUAAUUGGCUUGACUACGACCAACUCAAGCUUCAGUGCUUGAGGAGACAUGAAGAAUUAAGGAACAUUCUAGAAAAUCAGAGUCAGAUCCCCGACAACUCCAUAAGGUCGCGGAGAUCGAUCAGAGAGAAUUUCAUACUGCCAGGGACUAAAUGGUGCGGGGCCGGUCAGCUGGCCUCCGACUACGAGGAGCUGGGAGACGAGACGGCCGUCGACCGCUGUUGUCGGAAACACGACAACUGCCAAACGAACAUCGGCAAUUUCCGGCGCCGCUUCGGGUACUUCAACUACAGACCGUAUACGAUAUCGCACUGUCGCUGCGAUAGGAGACCAAAGCGAGAAGUUUUGGAACUUCUCCGAGUGCCGGGGACGAAAUGGUGCGGGAAGGGAUUUUCGGCAACGAAGUACUCGCAGCUGGGCCGGUACACGCGCACGGACCGCUGCUGCAGGGUCCACGACCUCAAGUGCCCCUUCUGGAUUGGCGGGAUGGAGAGAAAAUACGGAGUGUACAAUUGGCGUGUCAAUACGCUGAUGCAUUGCAGAUGCGACGAAAGAUUCCGGGCCUGCCUUAAGCUCGCCGACACUCCGGUCUCCAACAUGGUCGGGAAGCUGUUCUUCAACGUCGUCCAAACGAAGUGCUUCAGAUUGAAGCCGGUCAAAGUGUGCAUGCAGAGGUCUUGGUGGGGCAAGUGCUUGAGGCGAGGCUACAUGAAACAGGCGUUCUUGAGGGACAACCUGCGAUACUAGACUGCACGGGCGUGACACCUUCGCUCUUUUGACAGCUGUCAAAACUGACACGUGCCAAGUACUUCUUGAUGAGUCUUCACUAGCGUAUAGUUGAUAGCGUAGAAUAUACAGGCUGUUUAGUCAUGCUAUUUAUGUUGUACGAUAUUAAAUCGAUAAGUAAUAUAUAAAUAACAAAUUAACAGUAAUUAAUUAUUGAGUUACUGGUUAGGUGUGAAACGUGCAUUCCCUAAAUGUUGAGUGGGGGUUUCGUUUUUUUGUUUUUCUCAGUCAAAUGCUCUCUGGACCAGCUUGAGCGCACAAGCAGCGUACCGAGAAUACCGCAAUACAGUAAAAGCUGUUUAUUGGCGCGGUAUAUGGCUUCGUAAAUGUGCCGCGAAUACAGGAACACGUGAUUAAGGAAUGGUAAUUUACAUAUAUGGGAUUAUAGGGGAUACGUUCCUAGGUGACAAAAUAAAAAUAUACUUUGUCGUUACCUAGUAGUAAUAAGGUCUAUUUUACUUUUUUAUUAGUCGAUUUAACGACUCGACCUAUUUACCGAUUAGAUCAAUGAAUGAAGGAACCUUUAGCCGCGAAUAUAGGAAUUAGGGUCGCAUUUUUUUAAUUCGCGAAUAGUGAAAAUGCGAAUGUAGGAAGCGCAAACUGGGAACUUUUGUUGUACCGAAUUGAGGCAGGUAUUGGUUGCAUAGGAACAACGUCUACUCGCUAAAUCAUUAUGCCCAGCAUUACCGAUAAUUUUUAUUUUUAUUAUACUUGAGUUCUAGAGCCGGCGUCUUAGUAAGAAGAUCGUACAGAGAAAUCGAAAUGAUUACUUACUUCAGUGCGCCACGUAGGGCACCGGUGACCUACAUUUAUAGAUUGACCUAAAAAAAAAUCAUUCAUAUCAAACUCCGUCUUUUGUCUCUUUCGAUCGUAUCCGAAAGUUUCUUUUACCUUUCGAAUGAAUAAAGAAAUUCAAUUAAUUAAUUAAAAACUGUGCGUCUGGGGACGCCCGACAGAAGUGAUAGCUUAAUCUAAUAUAAGUUGAACUACUUCAUAUCGAAAUUGUUUAACUUGAGAAAAGCUUAGGUUAUUACUUAAAUUUUAUGUAUAUUAAUGUAAUGAGUUGUACAAUUAAAUAUUAUGGAGGGUAGAAGUAAGGAGUGCCACAUCAGUCUAUUCAAAAGUGUUCGCUUAAUAAUAAUAAUAAUAAUAAUAAAGCCUUUUUAUUUCCAGUAAAUUUACAUAGCUUAAAAUCUAUCUAUGUUAGUUUUUUUUUUUUUUUAUUAUUUGAUAUUAAUAUUAUAUAAUUUUUUUUAUAUAGUUUUUAUCACUUACUUAAUAUAAUUAGUAUGUUUACUUAAUAUUAUAUAGUUAUCUUUACUUAAUAUUAUAUAGUUAUGUUUACUUAAUAUUAUGUAGUUAUUUAAUCUACUGGAACCCCAGAUUGGGUGAAGGCCUCCUCCAGUGAUGCCCAUUAAUGCUUAGUUUAUAUUUAUCUAGGGUAUUUCUUUCCUCUAUUGGUGACUUCUCUGGAGGGUUUUGGUCGUAUUCUUCCACGGUGACCAACCGGGUUGGAAGAUUUUUUUUAUAUACAUAUAUAUAUAUUUUUUUGUAUGUUAUUUUGUUCAAUUGUGGCAUCUUUGUGGUAGGAGGGGCUUAGUUGCUAUAUAUUCUCGCUGUUACUUUCUUGGUUGUUGUUAGUUUUGAUUGUAUUUUUGUUAACUAAGAAGUUGAGCAUGCUAGGUUUUAUGACUCCUUCUGUGAUACUAUUUGACCUAGUGACUGUCUUGCCAAUCUGCUUUGUCUUGUUUUUUUUACUAGCCUGAGUAUACUUGUCUAUAUUGAUUUGUGGGGUAUUGUCUGGAGAUGACCGGUAUUUUCUUUUACUUUGGUAUUUUGAUACAAUUAGUUUAUCAUAUUUGAGUAUAGCUGUAUUUCCCUUUUCUCUCUCAAAAAGACGCAUAAAUGCUCUCAGAAGGCCUUGGAGAUCAAAACUUUGUAGAUGGUUUGCACAAUGUUUGAUUCAAGUUUUUAUGAGUUUGAUAUUUGUGUUUCCACUGUAUUUUAUCUUCACCAGCUCCCUUAGCACUAAGUCUCUGUACACACUUAUAUAAUGUAUCUCAAGUCACUUUUUAGAUUAAUCUUUUGUUAAUUUUUAUCGGAGUCGAUGUUGAGCGUGCCACGAUCUAUCUACCCUCAAAGUGUUCGCUUAAAAGGAGCCAAUUAAGAUGGCGCCACAGUAGCAAGUGGAAAGAUUUUAAAAACAUAGCCAUAAACUAUUAGAGUAGGAUACUAAAUUAAGAAGGAAAGAAGCGUAAAUGGUAAUAAAAAUAAUUAGUUAUAAUUUUAAAUACAUACUGCAUAUUUUUUAAUUACACAACUCUAGAAAUUUUUUUAUAUUUCAAUCCAGCACACUUCGCUCUGUUUAAAACUGCUAUAUUCAUAUCGUUUCCACUUCCUACACUAGCACUAUUGCGGUGAGUCUUCCAACAUUAACCCGCUAUUUACAGGCGGACACUUUUUCAACUUGUCCCCUAUACAAGAUGGUGUCCCUUACUUCUACCCUCCAUAUUAAAUAUAAUCACAUUUAGCGCCAUCUUCGAAAUCACGCCACAUGCCACUGUGCCGCCACUCGGACCGGUCCUGUCUUGACGCAUGCUUUGUAUUACAGGCGCUUCUUACCACUACCUUCCCAUGUUAUGAAUAUCUUACAACUUUGAUCAUAAGAUUAUGUAAACUACAAUCUAAGUUACUGAAUACUACGAAAAUGUGUAAUGAAGUGUUUUAUAUAAAAUUAUUUUUUAAUAGUCAUCGUUCAAGAUGAAAGUCGUUUUUUUGUACAGAAAUGUUUAUUAGUCGGUAGACGUGAUAACGUUAGUUGUGAAAACUCUGAAACAUUCAAAAUUAAUUUAAAUUUCAACGGAAUUUAUUAAUAGACUAGUUAGAGUCGCUGUCUUAAUCUAUGAAGCGUAGAGAACGAUGUCUCGUAUGAAAAAUCAGUCGGGUGUUUCUACGGAAUUGCUUAAAAUAAUUAUGUUUCGCGUUCCCGCCAAAAAGUCCAAAAGUCGUCUUGAAGUUGGUGAAAAUAUAAUUUUAUUUAGAAUAUUUAAGUUAACUCGACUCUGGCAACAAUGUUAUCGCAAGAUGCUGAUUAUCAUACUAAAAAAAACAUUAAAAACCUUACACAAACUAUUAUGAAUGUUCAGCUAGAAUUACAUUUUUUUUUAAAUAGUCUAUCAUUUUGAUGACGUCCGAAGUAAUUCGCGCCAUUUUAUGACGCCUCAUAAACCCGCCUAAACUGCCCUCACAACUGACGCAAACAAAUAUAAGCGCUCAUACACUUAACAAAAUUUGUAUGUUUCUAUUAAGUGAAGAGUAUUUUUAUAAAGUCGACACUGGCAACAAUGGCGUCGCAAGGACCUAAUUGCUAUACUAGAAAGAAGAAGACACAAAGAUUUUUAGUACCUUAAGACCUUUUAAUUAUAACCACCAUUCUCGCUCACACCGAUCUUUUUUGGACCGAUUUUCUAGUUUGAACGUACGUCAAUGCCAAUGACGCAAUAAAAUAGUAGUAAAUAAGUAUAACAUUGUACUUAAUUAUCACGCUACAUUUGUUUAUAAGGCGGUAAGAAUGCGAUCCCUGUGUCUUUCACUACUGUCAUUUCUUACUCCCAUAAAUAAUUUAAAUGAACCUAACCUAAUCUAACGACUUUUUGGCGGGAACACGGGAGCGAAGUUGUGUGAAUGGUUUUAUUUUGUCUAUUUAGUGUUUCUUCAGGUUUAAAUGUUUAAUAACGGUGAUUUAUUAACUGUUUAGUAUCUGUGAAAGUGCACAAUGUGGGAAAAUGAAACAAAUCCGCUGGACGUAACUUCUCGGGAUCUUCCAAAAAGUCCACUGAAAAAGUCUCAGUAAAGAACCACCAUUUUACUGAGAUUAUAUUUCAUCCCAUAUAAUUUCAUUUCAUUUUAUUUAAUUUCAUACAAAUUGAUUAACGUUCCAAAUUAAUUAACUUCAUUUCAUUUCACUUCAUAUUAUCAUUUUUCAUUAAAAAAAUUAUAAAAGAUUAGGUUGUAUGGUGUGAAGAUACCUUUGCCUUUCCAGUUGGAAAAAUCGAACUACCACUACUAACUCUAACUUUCAAUCUUCAUUACUUUAAGAUUUGUUUACGUAGGCACGACAAAAUUAAAUGUAGUCAUAAUAGCGGUAACGGCUCACACAACCUUUUUGGACUUAUUCGUAACACAUCUUUUAGAGUUUUCACAAUUAAAUUAGUGACUAGUGAAUAAGCAAUAAGAUUAAAGUUCCUGUUUUGACAAUAUAAAUAGAAGUGUAUAAUAAUAUAAUUGUGUAUAAUAAUAAUAUAAUUACAUAAUAAAGGUAUUUUGUGAUCGUGUCUGUACUUAUUGUGAAUAAGAAUUUACGUAUGUAACAAUUUGAAACAAGAUUUAAUCGCUUUGCUGUAAUAAAACGUGAAAUUUAAUUAAUUUACUCUACACUUGCAUAAUGCUUAUGAUUUAAACAUUAAAGGCUUCGUCAAACAGAACGCGUAAUUAGCGCGCGUCAGAGCGCUACGCUAUGACGCCGAGAUGUGUUGUACUACUAUGUAUAAUACCGUAGUAGUACGAUACAUCUCGGCGUCGUAGCGCGGCGUCAGUUUAGCGCUCUGACGCGUGCUAAUUACACGUUCUGUUUGACGAAGCCUUUAAUGUUUAAGCCUUCGUCAAACAGAACGCGUACUUAGCGCGCGUCAGAGCGCUAAACUAACGCCGCGCUAUGACGCCGAGAUGUGUUGUACUACUAUGGUAACAUACCGUCAAACAGAGCGCCAGCGCUAUAAGCUGACAUACUGUCAAACAGAGCGUCAUAAGCGCUAUAAGCAGUAGACGAAGCCUUAAUACUUAAUAGUAUUGGUCGUGUGAUUAAUGUUAGAGAUUUCUACGAAGACUUUAAAUGUCUGACAGAAUAGUCAAGUAUAUUUUUCAAUACAAUGUGUAACAUAAGGUAACCAAAAAAUAUAUAAUUAAUUUCACUUAUUUUCUCGAACAUUCGAUGCAAGAGCGCGAAUCUUGUUUGAAAUUCGAAAACAAAAUUCGGUAACUCAUAAAAGAUGAUUCUAGAUGUUUAAUAUAGUAUGUACUAAUUUAGAAAAGAAAAAGAAAAGCAAUAUUUAGUGAAUAAAAUUAAUUCCAAUAAUAAAAAUUUGAAAUAAAUCUUUUAUUCCGUA
This is a messenger RNA of Bombyx mori (domestic silkworm), 6808 nucleotides long. RefSeq lists its product as uncharacterized. The record is from RefSeq and is a predicted model, not a curated record. The transcript has 6 exons. Gene Ontology annotation, biological process: arachidonate secretion; phospholipid metabolic process. Bases 216 to 1604 code for a protein of 462 amino acids. Lineage: Eukaryota; Metazoa; Arthropoda; Insecta; Lepidoptera; Bombycidae.